Messenger RNA from Colletotrichum spaethianum, 1017 nucleotides. RefSeq lists its product as uncharacterized. The coding region runs from base 1 to 1017 and encodes 338 amino acids. The record is from RefSeq and is a predicted model, not a curated record. NCBI's taxonomy places the organism in Eukaryota, Fungi, Ascomycota, Sordariomycetes, Glomerellales, Glomerellaceae. The transcript is spliced from 3 exons.
AUGGCUACCAAUGCGGCCCCAGUGAUCCGGACCGAGUCAAACGGCCCGCUCGUGAGUGGGAUCGCAAUCGGCUUCGUCAUUGCCUCUGCCGCUGUGCUGUCCCUUCGGCUCUAUACGCGAGUUCUUCUCCUGAAGACGGCCGGGAGUGAUGACUGGACCAUUUCGAUGGCGAUGUAUCUUCUCGUCGACAUCCUCAACUACAACAUGGGCAUGAACGUCGCCAAAGUGUCGUUCCUCCUCCAGUACCGGCGCAUCUUUGUCUCGAAAGUGGUGCAACGGGUCUGUUUCUGGGCGAUGGUAUACGUCGUCAUCUGGGCGUGCGUGCAGGCCACGCUCCUCGGCCUCUCAUGCCUGCCCAUCUCGUUCAUCGUGCCCGGAACCUCCAGCUUCUGCCUCGACACGCUCUCCAUCUGGUACUUUUCCUCGUCCAUGAGCCUGGCAACCGAUUUUAUGAUCUUCUGCAUCCCACUGCCCUCGGUGCUGAGACUGCAGCUGCCCAAAAAGCAGAAGGGCAUGCUCUUCUGUAUCUUUUGCAUGGGCUUCACGGUAUGCAUCAUCUCCGCCUACCGCAUGUUCACCCUCCGCGCCGCCGUCUAUAGCGAGGACCCUUUAUGGGACAACAUCGGCGCGGCGAUCUGGUCCGUCAUCGAGCUCAACACCUCCAUCAUCGCCGCGUCGCUGCCCACGAUCCGGCCGCUCCUCGCCAAGUGGCUGCCGGACGCCGGCCUCUCGUCCGCGCGCAACAAGACCAGCGAGUACAACCGCCACGGCCCCUCCUCGGGCAUCUCCCGCAGCAACUUCAGGGAGCUCACCAGCGGGCGGCGCGAGAACGAGACGAGCACCGAGGACCUCGUCCUCAAGGACAUGGGUGCCGGCCAUGCCGCGACUGCGCCGUCGGUGUAUUCGCACGUCACGGCCCAGCCUAGGCUGGGCGGUAGCCAAACGGCGGGCGGCGACUACAAGAACCACAUUGUGGUGACGACGGAGACGAGUAUCAACGAGCGUCGGCGGGCGUAG